Phacochoerus africanus (Common warthog) is the source of this 1490-nucleotide messenger RNA. It is a transcript of the gene DCUN1D5, whose product is annotated as defective in cullin neddylation 1 domain containing 5. Gene Ontology annotation, cellular component: ubiquitin ligase complex. Bases 46 to 759 code for a protein of 237 amino acids. Gene Ontology annotation, molecular function: ubiquitin-like protein binding; ubiquitin conjugating enzyme binding; cullin family protein binding. Lineage: Eukaryota; Metazoa; Chordata; Mammalia; Artiodactyla; Suidae. The transcript has 8 exons. The record is from RefSeq and is a predicted model, not a curated record. Gene Ontology annotation, biological process: positive regulation of ubiquitin-protein transferase activity; protein neddylation.
CCCCUUCCCCGGCUCCCCUGCCCGCCCUGCCGGGGAGGGCGGAAGAUGCCGGUGAAGAAGAAGAGGAAAUCCUCUGGGGUGGCAGCUGCAGUAGCGGAAGACGGAAACCUCAAAAAGUGUAAAAUCUCCAGCUAUUGCAGAUCCCAACCCCCUGCUAGACUAAUAAGUGGAGAGGAACAUUUUUCAAGCAAGAAGUGCCUGGCUUGGUUUUAUGAGUAUGCAGGUCCUGAUGAAGUUGUAGGGCCAGAAGGAAUGGAAAAAUUUUGUGAAGACAUUGGUGUUGAACCUGAAAAUAUUAUUAUGUUAGUUUUAGCGUGGAAAUUGGAGGCUGAAAGCAUGGGAUUUUUUACCAAGGAAGAAUGGUUAAAGGGGAUGACUUCAUUACAAUGUGACUGCACAGAAAAGUUACAGAACAAAUUUGACUUUCUGCGCUCACAGUUGAAUGACAUUUCUUCAUUUAAGAAUAUCUACAGAUAUGCCUUUGAUUUUGCAAGGGAUAAAGAUCAGAGAAGCCUUGAUAUUGAUACUGCUAAGUCUAUGUUAGCUCUUCUGCUUGGGAGGACAUGGCCACUGUUUUCAGUAUUUUACCAAUACCUGGAGCAAUCAAAGUAUCGCGUUAUGAACAAAGAUCAGUGGUACAAUGUAUUAGAAUUCAGCAGAACUGUCCAUGCCGAUCUUAGUAACUAUGAUGAAGAUGGUGCUUGGCCUGUUCUUCUUGAUGAAUUUGUUGAGUGGCAGAAAGUUCGUCAAACAUCAUAGCAAGAACUGUUGUGAAGAAAAUGCAAACCUUUUGAUCCCCACGCAUGUACAAGCUAAUGAAAUUGUGAAGAAAAUGCAAACCUUUUGAUCUCCACGUGUGAACAAGCUAAUGAGAUGAGGAAAAAAAAAUCUAAAGGGUGCAUUUUUAUUCAUAUGAAAGACUUCUCAUAGUACUUUUUUUUUUCCUUUUUUUUAAAGGAAGUUUUCUUGUUACAUGUGAUGGGUAUUGAGCCACACCUCUUCUGAGACUGAAUAUUGAAGUUUUUGUUUUGAGUUAUGUUUAUAACAUUUAUUUCAGAACAAUAAAGAUUCAGAUUUGUGACAAAGGCCUUAAAGUAAAGAUGUCCCUUGAGUGUCAGAGUGGUAUUUAUUUUUGUAAAUUUUAAUUCUUGUUUUUUAGAGUUCAGUUAUACCAGGAAUUUAAGGAAUUUUUAAGAUUUUAAACAGUUUUAGUAUUUGGCAGUGUAGUCUGUGGAUGUUGUAGCUCAUUAUAUUCAUUUCUGCACAAUUAGAAAGAAUAUUUAUUGACCUUGACUUCUGUGGUAGUGAUUUUCUGAUGCAGCAAAUAAAAUACAUUUCUGGAUAUUGAAAGUACUCCAACUUUCAGCUGUGGUUUUCUGUGAAAGCUGCCAACAUGUUGUGCACAUACUUUAUCUGAAAAGUUUAGAAUUGCAAAGAUUAUAUCUGGUUAUUUUGUUUUCAAACUAUUAAAUAUUGUCAGUAAGCAUAAA